Molecule: messenger RNA, 2163 nt
Organism: Aspergillus calidoustus
Lineage: Eukaryota; Fungi; Ascomycota; Eurotiomycetes; Eurotiales; Aspergillaceae
Source: the annotation of a GenBank genome assembly
AUGCCUGCUCUCCAGGUUCCCGAGGCCGGGUUGUCUCUACAAAGAGACAGUCCCGGGGAUGAUAUAAGUGGCAAACAAACACAGAUCUUGCGGUUGAAUCUUGCUCAGAGUACUCUCGACGAGCUGAUUGAGAGCCUUCGUGCUGAUCAACCAGCCCGGAUUCGACUUGGAAAGACCCAAACACUUUUCUACGGCUCUAACAAGUCCUAUCACUUCCACUCCUCCUCCGAACCGCACCGAUCUGAGAUCUACACGAGCUACUCUGUCAAUAGUGAGAAUCUAUACUUCACUGGCGUUUUAAGUCACACUUUGGAGGUCCAGAAAGCCCAGGAGGCAACUGCGGCCACCGACCAAGCCUUGGCGAACCUCGAGCAGAGCUUGAGUGCCUUUGAACGAGGGAAGGAAUCCAAGAAAACCCACAUUAUCACCGAUAUCGCGGAAGUGAGAGCUCUUAGAGCAGGUGACAGCCGGUCGACCACCGGCAAGCAGGCUGCUCUCCUUGCCCGCAUGCCAUCUAGCAAAGUGGAGCUGGAGAAGGAUAGAUUGCUGAAGAACAAAUCGAGCUCUAACCGCUCAGUUUCGUCGAGUCCAAUGCUGGGCGUCGCUCGCUCGCCGAUUCCAAUGCCUCCUCUCACACCAACCUCGGCUCCACCCUCUCAGAACAAAGACCGUGCUCGUCUCGAUGCCCUCAAAGUUCCCUUUAUUCACCUCUUAGCCAUCCGUGCCGUCUCCACCAAGUUUCUUUCCCGACAGACCCGCUCGUCUAUUGAAGACUGUGCAACACUUGCUCAAAAGUACGGAAUCGAAAAUAGAAUCAAUCCAGAAAAGUUCGAUCUUCGGGACAAGGUCUAUAGGGAGCUGGACGUGUGGAAGUUUCCUUAUCCGUCUCAGGAAGACAGGCAGGAAGCGAUUGAGAAUGCUAUCUCUGCAUUCGAUCGAUUGAGGAUCUCCCGCACGGACAAGUUAUGGCAGAACCUACUCCCGAAAGAGGAGCGUGGAAAGGGAAAGUGCCUGUCGCGGCUGGACUUGCGUACAGGCCCGAUAAAGAAAGCCUUAACUCCCCGGAUUCAUGUAUCGGACGAAACUGGGAAAGAGGGUUAUACAACGAGCCAGGAAACAGACAAAUCUGUCUCUUCCAAGCCUGGCGACUUGACAGGCGCUCCAAAGUCUGGUAUGAACACACAGAAGAAGCGGACCGACAAAGAUGCUUCCACCAAGCGGCCCACAGUCAAGGGGAAGACCACCGCUAAUAGUACUUUGACUGGGCGUGUGACCAAGAAGUCGGACAGAAAGGCGCCGUCCAAAGUGGAAAGCAAAUUCAAAUCUGCAGAAUAUGUACAUGACUCUGAUGAUGAUGACGACGACACUGAUCCGCCCGAUGUGUCUUCUUCAUCCGAAAAGUCUCAUUCCCAACAGACACAGCGCAAACCUCGAGUGUCACCGAAGCCUUCCGAUUCACGAGCGCUGAAGGAGCCUUCGCAUGCCCCGACACCGAAGACCGAACCAACCGAUACUCCACUGCCAAAGAUAGACGUUGCAGCCAGCAACAAACCCUCCGCAACGAAAAGGCCACCAUCGUCCCUGCCACCCGGUCCUAACUCUCCACAGAAACCACCAAACGCUGUCACAUCUCCCUCAGUCAGACCUUCCACCAUACACAACCGCAGUCGUUCAUCGAGCCAAAACAAUUCGUCUAGCUCAUCGUCUUCUUCCCCGCUAAUUACGCAGUUGUCGAGGCCGCGUGUCAGCACCGAGCGGCCCAACGUUAAACAACCGAUCAAGCCCAAUGGUGUUGUGAGGACAAAUGAGGCAACAAAUUCGCUGAAACGAAAGGCGGAAGCGGAACGGCCUUCAGUACAGAGUGUCGCACGGCUUCAUGGCAACUUGGAUCACAAACGGCGGCGGGCAGUGAGUACUUCCAGUGGCAGCACGGGGAGUGCUUCGCCGCCUCUUAGUCGCGAACUGCUUUCGCAACAGCUGCGGGACAAAUCUCAAAAGUUCAAGCGAUUUUAUGCAAAGUAUCGUUCGCUGUACGACGCCAUGGCUGCCCAUUCCGACCCACCACGUGCGGACGUGGAGAAGUUAAAUCGACAGCAUGCCCAACUUCAACGCAUGAAAAAAGAAAUCUGGGACGAGCAUCGACGGCUCCGAGACGGACUCUAA